GAGCCCUACAUAAUUAUUGUGGCACGGUAUGAGAAUCGUCGCUGCUCGGUGAAUUUGGCUUGGAGUAAUAAAUGAAGGACAAAGGAGACUAUAUGCACUCAUAAUGUAUCCCACUCAACCACAGAGCUCGUGAAAAUGGAAUAGAGCAGAUAAAAAUUUCAUUACACUGUCACACGAGAAUUUAUUCAUCAACACGGCACAUCGAUAUCAGACGAGCUUCACAACUGUAAACAGUCCCACCGGAAUAGGACCGGAUAAAUGAUGUUUUAACUAGAUAGCACCACAGUAAAAACUAGGUAAACAUUUUCUCCAGGUGAAGAGUCAGGGUUUAACAGAAGGAAAUCAUGUCAAUUCGCGAUGAAGAUCAGAGUGAAAAGAAAAGCAUGUUGGCUGAUGCACCCUUCACCAGUAGUUAUCCAAACCGACAGGAAACCACUUGGUCCAACCAAUCCGCGGGAAUGGAAGGGAAGAAAAUCUCAGCUAUUCGAAACGGCAUCGGAGAUGUUGCGGCGGUUGGGCGUGAACGGUGGAGUGGCCGCCUAGAUUUUCUUUUAUCUUGUGUUGGAUUUGCUGUCGGGCUCGGGAAUGUGUGGAGAUUUCCGUAUCUUUGUUACAAAAACGGUGGUGGUGCUUUCCUGAUUCCGUACUUUAUUUGCGCCAUUUUGGGAGGUAUUCCACUCUUUUUCCUCGAGACUGCUUUGGGGCAAUACACUUCGCUUGGAGGAAUUAAAGCAUGGAAAAUAUGUCCACUCUUUCAAGGAAUUGGUAUUUCAUCUUGCAUCAUUGCCUGGUGGUGCAAUAUAUACUACAUUGUUAUCCUCGCAUGGGCGCUGUAUUAUCUUGUCAGUUCUUUCACCAGUGAAUUACCAUGGGUACACUGCGGCAAUAGUUGGAAUACGAAGUUCUGCGUAGAAUAUGAAUCUAAUUUUACCUGUGUAAACGAGACUGUGUUCUCGAAUGACAGCCUGGUUGUACUUGAAGAGAUGGUGGUCGGUACAAAUUUUACAUGUGCUGAGAAGACAUCACCAGUCCAGGAAUUCUGGGAGCAUAAGGUACUUCAUUUAUCACCUGGUCUUGAUGAGAUGGGAUCAGUGGUUUGGCAUCUUGCUGUCUCUCUUCUAGUAGCUUGGAUUCUCUGUUAUUUCUGUAUCUGGAAAGGAGUCAAGUGGACAGGAAAGGUUGUCUAUUUUACUGCAACUUUCCCAUACGUGAUGCUUACUGCGUUGCUUAUACGAGGUGUGACUUUACCCGGGGCUGCUGAUGGUCUUUUGUUUUACGUCAAGCCCGAUCUAUCGCGCCUUACAGAUGGCCAGGUGUGGAUGGACAGUGGAACUCAGAUUUUCUACUCGUACGCUGUUGGUUUAGGAGCUUGUGUAUCGCUCGGUAGUUAUAAUAAGUAUCAUCACAACGUAUACAGGGACAGUAUGAUUUUGGCUGUAGCAAACUCCUUCACGAGUUUAUACGGCGGAAUAGCAAUCUUCUCAGUUCUUGGGUACAUGUCUCAUGAACAGGGUGUUCCUAUUGACCAGGUGGCGUCUAAAGGUCCUGGUCUAGCUUUUAUAGCUUACCCCCGCGCUGUCGCAUUGAUGCCUCUUGCACCGUUAUGGGCUAUUCUGUUCUUUGUCAUGAUACUGAUGGUGGGAUUAGAUAGUCAAUUUGUUUCUGUCGAAGGUUUUGUAACUGCGCUGGGAGAUCUGUUCCCUACGUGGAUGCGUCGUCGGUAUCGUCGUGAACUCUUCGUGCUCGCUGUCUGCAUCGUUUCCUAUCUCAUAGGAUUACUCAUGGUCAUGGAGGGUGGGAUGUAUGUCUUUCAAAUCUUUGAUACUUACGCGGUGAGUGGCAUCGCUCUACUCUGGAUUGCUUUCUUUGAAGGGAUAACAGUGAGCUGGGUUUAUGGUGCCAACCGAUUUUAUGACAACCUUGUUGAUAUGAUCGGUUAUCGACCGAUUCCAUGGUUUAAGUUCUGUUGGAUGAUAACCCUCCCCAUUGUGUCAGUGGCUAUCUGGAUCUUCAGCAUAGUGACUUGGGGUCCCAUGACGUAUGAUAAGUAUGAGUAUCCAAUAUAUGCUGAAGCUAUAGGCUUCUUUAUGGCUCUCUCUUCUAUGGUGUGUAUUCCGAUUGUUAUGGUCUACCAGAUAUUUACAACUGAUGGUACUUUCUUAGAGAGAAUAAAAUUUUUGAUAGAACCGUCAAUAACACCACAGACUGAGGAUUACUACACCGAGGCCCAUGAAUUGGAAAAAUAUUGACAUGAUCCAAGUCAUUUAUAAAGACACAGGGCAGCUCAAGUUCCAAGUCCGUGUAUUGAUAUACAGACUGUAGCUAUUUAAAUGUUUAAUAUUAUUAUUAUUAUCAUUAUCAUUACCAUAAGUUAAAGAAGAAACAUCCCUCCGAGUUGGUACUAAAUAGCUUCUAUUUCAGAGUAGUCAGUCUCCAAAGCCGCUUGUGCUUUCUUCUUUGUUUUUUUUUAUUCGCUUACAGACCUAAUAUUAUUGAAAUUUUAAUCUUAAUUAAAAUAUUUUUUCAGAAUCGUGUCGGAUUUCAGAUGAUAAAAGAUUUCUUUUAGCGGUUGAUUUUUUUAUAUCCUUUUUUUUCACUUCUGUUUAACAUGUAUGAUUUUCAUUUUAGAUAAGAAUUAUCAUGCAGACUUACCUUUUAAAUAAUUUGAAAAGUAUCUACUAUGCAAAUGCUCCUUGGGAGUUUGACCACUUCAACUAUAUCAAGUUGUGGCUUUUGAGGCUUUCUUUCGCUGCUGGCAGCUAUUUGUCAGAUUUCUUUCUUUUGUACUGAGGGGAAUAUCAUGUCUGUUUGCGCUGCAAAGCAAGAAGAAAAUCAGACUGUGUUUUGGCAGAAUGAUAUUGUAAUACUAUGAAUAUAUUUUGUUUUAUAUUACUGUUAUAUAUUGACGAUGUAUUGCAUAUAUUACUGCUAUUUAUGACCCUCAUAUGGUUAUGGUUUGCAAUUCUUUCUUAUUCUAAAGACUACAGGGUGAAUGCUCUUUUUUGUAAGAAAUUUGUGAAUGACUCUUAGUUGUGAUUUUGUACGGAAUACGUAUACAAAUUGAAUCAUGGCAACAUGAGCACAAUGAAGAGGUUUGUUAUAUAAAAAUCGAUACAGACAUAUAAAGCAAUAUUACACUCUAUGUAAUCUUAUAAUCUCAGGGUUUUUUUUUUCUAUUUUGUCUUCUUCCUUUAUCUUCAUAAUUUUGAAAUGAUAUUAAAUAGAAAUAAGAGAAAAUAUGCGGUCUUCUGAAAUAAUAAAAAGUGAAUUAGAAUAAAAAAAAUGUAAGUUUAUGUAGUUGUAGUGUAAAUUAUAUAUAAAUCAAACUGAAAGUGAUAACAUGAGUUCAGCUCGUGGAUUUUUAAUAGAAUUUUAGACAUCAGUGGCUCGCCUACCUCUGUCUAUUUGAGAUUUCAAAGGAUAAUUUUUCAGUUUCACCGUUCUCUAGCUCUGAAAAUCUUGUGUAGACUUAGAAUUAACGUAGAAAUGAAUUUCUGUACGAAGAAACCCGCAUUUUAAAGGCCGUUAUUUCAUGGAAUUUCGAGUUAAUCGUGUUAUGGUACUAUUGGAACUUUGGAAGCGUCGUGAUGUGAGCGGUUCGGACCCUCGCCUUGCAAUCUGAGGUUCGGGUGUUCGAAUUCCACCGCGGUCCAGCGUCCUCUAGCAAGGCGUCAAUCCACACUUGCCACUCUCCACCCAGCUGUUUAAUGGGUGCCCGGUAGGAUGCCAAAGCCUGUAUAAUUAUGUAGUAUGCUUAUUAACCGAGUCUUUGAACUCUUAUUUGAAUGCUUAAAGGGAGUGGAGAAAGUACUGAUAACAAAAUAUUAAAAAUGUUACUUUUAGAAUGCUAAUAACAAAUAGGCGGUUUAGUGGUGAAUUAAUCAUGGACUAAAAAUAUUAUAUUACCAUGUACCUUCAGGCAUUUUGAAAAAUAGUUUAGGUAUCAUUCUGUUUCUUAUAUUUAUUAAAUUUAACAUCUCAAUUUGAUAUUAAUGGUGAAUUUUAUUUUUUAUUUAAGUGCUAUUUUCUGCGUUUUCUCUCUUUUAUAGGGAAGAAGGGAAUUUCCAAGAAUUUUAGAUAAUUAUUUAGAAUUUAGGAGAUUGUUUAGAGUGUGUAUAAUUUCAUUUGAUUGCUGCAAUUUUUUUUACCUUUUAUACGAAAACGUUUUGUUGAAUGUUGGUGAUUCUUGACUUGGUAUAGACUCAUCUAAAAAGAAAGUUCUUGUAGUUUGAAUGUUCGUAUCGUAGUGAAAGUUCACCCCAACAUCAGGCCAAUUUUAACAUGUUUAAUUAAAAGAAGAAAAAUGAAGGGAAGAAACCUUCAGAUAAGGUGUUAUACGUCCACCAUAUGCUGAAGUUUCUCAGUCAUGUGUAGUUGUGCACGCGAGAGACUGUUAUAAAUAUGAAGCUUACGGUGGUGGUGAUGUAGAAAUAUAGUUUUAAAAAGUUAUUUUUUUUCUGUUAAGUGUUUAUCGGGAAUGGUAUAUUAUCAAACCCAUAUUUAGUUUUGGAAAUCAUUUAAUCCUCUCUACAGGAAAGAAAACAGUGGCAGUAUGAUCCCAGUGUGGAGAUGAUUUCACACUGUGGUAACCUUUACAGUAUGGGUAUUUACAGGGUAUGCACAUAGUGGUCUAUGUGAAGAUGUGAUCCACACUUUUUUUUAAAAGGGGAAUCCAACCCAAAUGAAUAGUUGUUAUUAUCGGAAAAAGAAAAAAACAGACAGGGUGAAAGUUUUGGCAAAUUCGGACAAACUAUGAGAAAGUUCAGAAUUUUUUAAAGUUGUAAAAAUUGGUAAUCGCUAUACCCAUGGCGACUUCAAAUUGGCCACAUUGGUGAUGUCAUGGUGAUAUUUUUUUUAAAUUUUUAUUUCAACUUAUAUUUUUCUUUCAUGGAGAUAUAAAGCAUUACAUUGGUGAUAUUUGGAUUACUGCCCCAGGGGAAUAACUACUUAAGAAAUAACCACAAAUCCUUUAUAAGUACGUACGGCCUAUGAUCAAAGUUGUCCUUUCCAUUUGUCAUAAUUUACUUACCCAAUCGCCAAUUUGAAAUUUGGCCUAAUUUGGGGA
Messenger RNA from Lytechinus variegatus (green sea urchin), 5065 nucleotides. RefSeq names its product sodium- and chloride-dependent GABA transporter 2-like. The record is from RefSeq and is a predicted model, not a curated record. The transcript is spliced from 15 exons. Gene Ontology annotation, cellular component: membrane. Gene Ontology annotation, biological process: sodium ion transmembrane transport. Bases 345 to 2249 code for a protein of 634 amino acids. Lineage: Eukaryota; Metazoa; Echinodermata; Echinoidea; Temnopleuroida; Toxopneustidae.